This is a messenger RNA of Anoplopoma fimbria (sablefish), 7027 nucleotides long. It is a transcript of the gene amot, whose product is annotated as angiomotin. Gene Ontology annotation, biological process: hippo signaling; actin cytoskeleton organization; establishment of cell polarity involved in ameboidal cell migration. Gene Ontology annotation, molecular function: signaling receptor activity. The coding region runs from base 406 to 3525 and encodes 1039 amino acids. The record is from RefSeq and is a predicted model, not a curated record. Lineage: Eukaryota; Metazoa; Chordata; Actinopteri; Perciformes; Anoplopomatidae. The transcript is spliced from 14 exons. Gene Ontology annotation, cellular component: lamellipodium; bicellular tight junction; plasma membrane.
UACUGCAGACCAGGCGGAGGGGGGAAGGGGGGGCUUCCUGCCUCUUCUCCUGCUCUCUUUUCUUACGGUAAAACAUGAGAUUUGCAGAGAAAGACGGAACACUUUGUAGCCGCAAAAACACGCUAAUUUCCCCCCAGAGUAAGGAUUAAAACUCGCGGCGACACCCACCAUUGAGCUGCUGCGAGUUUUUACUGUUGUAGGGGGGGGAGAUUAUCUGGAAGCCCGAGGACGUCGCUUCAGUCUUUCAGGAAAGGAGAAAAAAUAAUGUGAUGAAGGACCGGGAAACUGAACGGAAGAACUCCAUCGAAAGGGCCACAGCAGGAGGCACGACCACGGUCCAGAUAUAACCACGAUUCAUGGAAACCUGCGGACGAGAAAGCACAAAGACUCCGGGGAAGAAGCAAAAUGUCCCGGAAAAAAGCAUCUUCCUCCUUGAGAAUGAGAAGAAGGCUAGAUGAGAAAGGGAGUAUUGACCGUGGACGGAGCUUGUCCUUCCAUGAGGUGCGUGGACAACGUGAGGCAGAGAUGAGGGCCGCAGCAGAGGAGUCGUCCAACAACAGUGUAGGAGGUGGUGGCAGUACCGUCCUGCAGCGCCUACUGCAGGAGCAGAUGAACCGGAAUUACGUGCUGCAACAGCAGAAACAACAACAACAAGGAGGAGCAGGGACUGGGGGUGGUGGAGGUUACUCAGGGCAGGGACAGAUAGGCCCCUCUGAUGAUCACUCCAUGAGCCCGCACAUUGCCCGUCAGGAGCCUCAGGGACAGGAGCUGCAGACUGACAACUGCCUGGAGAAACUUGGCUCAACCCAAGUAGGAGAGGGCGGGAGUAGUGGAGGGGGAGGAGGUUUAGGGACUGGAAGUGGAGGAGCAGGAGGUGGCAGCAGUGGAGGAGGUGGGAGUGCCCAAGGGCAGUGCCUAAACCUCGAGGACCUCCCUACGUAUGAAGAAGCCAAAGUGCAGUCCCAAUACUUCCGUGGGCAUGUUCCUCCUCCUCAGCAGCAGAACAAACCGCACCAGCAGCAUUCUCUCCCUGCUUCAGUUGGCACGGCCUUCUACAUCACCGGGAUGACCAGUGCCAAGGUGCGCACUGAGGGUCGCCCCAUGGUCCAGCGAGUGAGUGGAACAGGGAGGGUGCACCAGGAUGAUGGGCUGAAGGAUCUGAAGCAAGGACAUGUUCGGUCUCUCAGCGAAAGACUUAUGCAGCUCUCCCUGGCCACCAGCGGCGUUAAGGCCCACGCUCCUGUCACCAGCGCAAUGCUCUCCCCUCAGCUGCCCAGGCCAGGGCUGUCGGGCGACUACUACAAGCCACAGCACCGUGGUCCGCCUCCAGACUACCCCAUCAAAGAAAUGGGCUCUUCUACCAAGCAGCAGGAGUCUGGAGGCCAUUUUUACCAGGAGCAGAGAGGGAGGGAGCAGUCGAGGGAGGUGCCCCACGUCAGAUACCAGCCCCCACCUGAGUAUGGCUCGUUCAGGUCCAGUAACGAGGGUUCGGUUUACAUCCAGAGGCCCCUUCAUCAGCACAGUCCCACCUCCUCUGUCACCUCUGUGGGCUCCUUGUCCCGCACGCAGUCCUCCACCCUAAGCAGCAUGAUCAGUGCUACCCACUCCUCCCAUUCCUCCUUCCCUCACCCUCACCCGCACCCGCAGAGCCAGGGAGAGCCCUUCCCUAGUAUGGGGCUCCAUAGUCCACAGAGUCCCAGCUCCCACCAAGCAAGCGAGCCCUUCACCAUGGGGCCCAUUCACCCAACACAUCCAAGAACUCAAGGUUUACCUUAUGACCCCUACGGCUCCAACCCGAGAAUGCACCAUCAGUAUCAACAACAGCAGCAGCAGUUUCAAAGACCUCCGCCUCCCCAGCCCCAGCCCCUAGUCCAGGCCGGACAUUUCCCUCACCCGUACUCCUACUACCACCUGCAAGGGGAGCCUUUAAGCAUGAUGGUGCGUGCCCACCAGAUGGUAGAUGUGCUAACGGAGGAGAACAAGAUGCUGAGGCAGGAGAUGGAGGCCUGUCGCGAGAAAGUCACCAAGUUGCACAAGUUGGAAACAGAGAUCCAGCUGGUGUCAGAGGCAUAUGAAAACCUGGCCAAGUCUUCAUCAAAGAGGGAGGCCCUGGAGAAAACCAUGAGGAGUAAACUGGAGCUGGAGGUGCGCCGGCUUCACGACUUCAACAGAGACCUCCGAGAACGCAUGGAGACGGCCAAUAAGCAGCUCACUGCUAAAGAGUGUGACUGCUCAGAGGACAACCGCAAAACCAUCUCCCAGCUAGUUGUACAGAACAAAGAGACAAUCCGUGAAAGGGAGAAGCUGGAGAUGGAGUUGAAUGCGCUGCGUUCCACCACAGAGGACCAGAGAAGACACAUCGAGAUCAGAGACCAGGCGCUUAACAACGCCCAGGCCAAAGUGGUCAAGCUUGAGGAGGAGCUCAAGAAAAAGCAGGUUUAUGUGGAAAAGGUGGAGAGGAUGCAGCAAGCUCUGGCUCAGCUCCAGGCGGCAUGUCAGAAGAGAGAACAGCUCGAGCAUCGCCUCCGUAUUAGACUGGAGAGAGAGCUUGAGUCGCUACGCAUACAGCAGCGUCAAGGAGGCACUCAAAGCAGUGGUGCAGUUCCAUCGGAGUACAAUGCCACAGCGCUGAUGGAGCACUUGAGGGAGAAGGAGGAGCAGAUCCUGGCUCUGGAAGCUGACAUGACCAAAUGGGAGCAGAAGUACUUGGAGGAGAGUGUGAUGAGGCAAUUUGCCCUGGACGCCGCUGCCUCUGUCGCAACUGAGAGGGAUACAUCUAUAUCAGUAAUAAGCCAUUCUCCAAGCAGCAGCUAUGACACGUCGGUUGAGGCUCGAAUCCAGAAAGAAGAAGAGGAGAUUCUCAUGGCCAAUCGGCGCUGUGUUGACAUGGAAAGCAGGAUAAAGAAUCUCCAUGCUCAGAUCAUUGAGAAAGACGCUAUGAUCAAGGUGCUUCACCAGCGCUCCAGGAAAGAGCCCAUCAAGUCUGAUGCACAAUCUGCCAUGAGGCCCACCAAGUCCCUGAUGUCCAUUUCCAACACUGGUUCUGGUGGUUCAGGAGUGCUCAGUCACAGCCUGGGCCUCAGUAGCUCCCCCAUCACCGAAGAACGCAAGGACACCAGCUGGAAGGGCAGUCUGGGGGGUCUGCUGGGUUACGAGUUUCGUACAGAGUCUCUCAGGACGGGGUCAAUCUCAUCAUCUCCCUCACCAGUGCUUCCUUCCACCCCGUUGACCGCAGGUCACUCGAAGACAGGCAGCAGAGACAGCUUCACGCAGACCGAGAAGGGACAGAGUCAGGACACCAGCAAGCCCAGCACUCCAGGCCUGCAGAGCAUGACGUUGCCUGCUCGACUGUUCAGCCCCAGCCCAGUCUACAUCCCAGACCGCAUAGCAGAUGUACCAGUGUUUCAAAGCAGCACCCUGGAACGGAGGCUCCCUGUUCAGUCCCAUCCACAUCAACAGGCCCCUCCUCCAGCCCAGCCCACCCAACAGGAAGUGGACAAAGACAUCGUGGAGAUCCUCAUUUGACACCAUGACAUCAGGAAAAAAACAUCUUCCAUUUGAGUGAUUGAAGGGCAGCUCUAUCGACAAACAGAGCGACAGACAUGUAAAUCGGCUAAUCAUCCAAACCUGCAACAGAAAGGUUUGGUGGGUUAAGGAGUCACUGUUGACUGAUUGACAUAAAAAUACAUUUUCAUACUCUUAUGUUUACAUGUGCAUUUAAUCAAACACAUCCAGCCUGACUGGAGUUUUUACACAUUUCCUUCAUUCCUUCACUAAAUCACUGUUUAUCAUCAUCUGAGGAAAACUCUGAAAUCAGAAGCAAAAAGCAGAAAAGCUACGCCCCUUCAUGUCUCAUUUCAUCUCAGCUCUUGCAGUUCUCUUAAAUAUGUUAAUAUGACAUGGCAACUGGAACUUAAAAAUGUAACGGAUGUUCCUGUUUUUCUGAUGCAUUUUUGUAUGAUGCUUUUGGCCCUGUUUGAGGUUUAAUGGAAGGUAAUUAAUCAAAAUUGUAUGCAAAACCCUUCUUAAUUCAGUCUCCAUGUAUGCUCAUAACAAUUUACCAAGUUAUAAUUAAUGUAAUAAAAAAUAUAUAAAAAUGAAUAGGCAAACCUGAUAUUCAAUGUCUUCCUGUAAAUUUAACAUAUCACAAAUCCCCCCCAAUUUGUUUUUACUUUUACAUUUAAGGUGAAGGACAUUUGUUUUUGUCACUGUUGAAAGAUUUGCUGUGGUCAGUGACUAAGGCUUUCUAUUUAUUUGCACUACCUUUUGACCUGGGAAGGGGGGCUUCCGCCAUAGCAGCAGCACUGGCGUUUCAAAAUAUUUGGGCAUAUGCAAUUUUUUCCUUUACUUAAUGCAAGCAAAAAAAAAAUAAAACUGGACUUGCUACAAGUGUUUAGCUGAAAGAGAAAACAGCAUUUAACUUGGACACAUGAGAGAUAUGUAAACUUUUCAAUAGUGUUGGUGGAAGCUCGUUGGACCAAAGAUAUCCACUACCGUUUUGUUUCAUAUAUUGCACUACAAAUGUUUUGAAGUGGUUUUUUUUUUUUUUUUUAUAUAUAUAUUACUUUAAGAUGUCUGACACUAGCUAUUGUAUUUGUGUGCAAUGUUUUUUUUCAAACUGUUGUUAGCAUGUCACGAGUGUAAUGAGAAAUGAUGUAAACUGUAAAACAUUCAUAAUUAUUUACAUUCGGUAUGUACUGUAAUGACCUGAAUGGAACUGUGUGCCGUGGAAGGAUCUGAGCGCUGAGCCUUUAAGCUGUUACAUUUCAUGAGCGAUUGAAUAAUGAGUUGCCUUUCCGAUAGCAGACUUGUUUUGCUCAAUGGUUGGACUCAGUAGCCUUGUAUUCCACUUGCACAAUCAUCACAUGGCUACUAGUACCUGAAUUUGAUGUUGCCUCCAGGCUGAAAAAGUUCCCUGAGUUAAAAUGCAAAACCUGGGCCAUGUACUACAAAGCAAGUUCAACAUGCCAAGGGUAUGUUUGGUUACCUGGCUUUACUGACACUAACAACCGCAAUCCCGCUUAGCUGGUCCUACAAAUAAGUUAAACACAUAAUUCAGGACAAAACUAACACAGUUUCAACUGCCAAAAGCAGGAAUGACCGCUUGCAAUUAAUUGCCUCCAGUGUGAUAUUGUAGAUAAACAGCUUUAUAAUAUCACUGCCACAUAUAGGGCACUAGUAAAUCUGACUAUAAUUACAUGUAUAUUCUGUUAAAAGAAUGUGUUGCUUAGAUGUAUUCUUAUGGUGUGUAUAACAAUAUUUUAGCCUUAUUCCUUCAGUGGCAACCCCAGGCAGUGUGAAACAAACUUGGGUGCAAAUUAAAAAUAAAUAUAAAAACAUAAUUGAAAACGAUAAGAGGAUAUCCUUUCAAAAUGUAUAAUCUGAGCAAAGUAACGCAAGGCACUGCAACACACGGCUUAAGAAGAUGACCAUAUGAGUGAAUAUAAUAACAGAAUCUUUAGUGAUUUUCUUCUGUUUGCUCCAAAGUCAGAUUCACACUGCUGGGGUUGCAGCUGAAAGAAUAAGGCUGAAGCUUGUUACACAAGCCAUAAGAGUACAUCAGCAACGCAUUCAUUUAAAGGAAUACAAAUAUGUAAUUAUAGUCUGAUUUUAAUGUUGUCAUUAUGGACAGUGAAUGUUAUAAGCCUGUUCAUUUACACAUUCACACAGUAUGCCAUUUGUUGCAAGCUGUGCUUUCUGCAUUUGUAAAUUUAAACUGUGGUGCUUUUAGUCUGGACUAUGACUUUAACUUCUUCAUAUUUGUGUAAUCUUAAGCGAUCCAUACAAUAUAUAUAUAUAUACAGGAAUGAGCCCAAAGUAAGACUUUGAUUAACAUUUCAACUGUUUUCUAUGCAAUAUGAACUCUGAACUAAAAAAGCCGGAGGUUGGGGUGGAAGAGGCAAAGCUUUGCCAGCAGUAGGGUCUGUUACAGCAUAGGUAUAGAAAGGAUCAGUGAGAAGGGAGUCAUAUUUAAAUGGACUGCCUUUAGGUGAGAGUGAGCUGUGAUUGGUGUGUGACAGAUUUGAAACGAUGAUUCAAUCGGCUGGCUGUCAGCUGGUAACAGCUGGAGGUGUAUGACUUCCGUUUCGUGCAUGAACUAACGUGAUGCUUAAUUUCCUGGCCAAUGUAAAGAGCUUUUACAUGGUUAUGUAAAAACCCUUGGGAACAGAAUGUUCACAAAUAUGUUCACAAAUGGUUUCCAUCACCAGCACAUUAUUAAGUGUCCUUUAUGCUGGUAGUGUAAAAUAUCUAUUUGCUUGUUGUUAUGAGACAUGUCAGGCUCACCCUAAAUCUUGAAGACAAUGGACCCUGUGGGAAUUGUAAAACUUCAGGUGGGAUUGCUGCAGGAUUUUGAUGUUAGACUGCAACCUACACACGUCAUUGCUUUUGGUUAGCAAUGAGCCCACAAUAAAUGUUAUGAGCCCAAUACUACAUGAAUCAUUCCCUAUAAGUAAAACCAUGCUAAAAUGUAGCUGCAAAGGCAGCCAAAAGUAAUUUACGUUUAUGUUGCUGCCUUGAAACACACAUUUCACAGAAUUUUUUCUUGUGAUAUUACAGAUAUUUUGAGGACGAACCUUAUUAUUCAGACCAGAACAUUUUAGGGCACAAAGAUCUUUUCUUAGCUGAUUGGCAAAAAUAUUAAGCCAAAUAACAAAAUGAUAUACAGUUGGAAUCAAUUCAGUUCUGUGUAAAUUUGAUCAAAGCAUGGCCUUGCCUGAGGUUGGAAUAUCUGUGGCUCUGAUUAGACCUACAACAGGUUUCUAAUUUGAGAGAGGACCAAAAAAAAAGUGAUCUUCAAAAUAAAGAAGGCGGAACCAGUGGCUUUUUGUCAUGUAUGCUUAUUAAAAGACUUGUUUUUAAUGCUCGCCAUUUCAAGCAACAUUUCCGCAAUGCACUCCUGAAAACUCAAAGGACCUAUUGUUCUCCUAAUGUUUUUUAAUAGGGCUGAAAAUGUAUUAGUUUCACAAUGGUACAAGACACACACACAACGUUGGUGUGCCUAAUUGGAUGAUGUGGUUUAAUAUAA